CAAGGAACAUUUGCCGAGAGGUGCACGUGAGAUCACGUGUUAGAUCAAAAUGGGGGAGUAUCUCCCAGAUUCUCUGAUUCUCGAUAUCCUGAGUCGACUCACCGAUUCCUCCGAUCUUGCUCGGUGCCAAGUCGCCUCCAAAACCUUACACUCUGUCGCUCAAGAUGUACAAUACAUUAAUCUCAUAUGCACGUUAUGUCGCUACCAAAAAUCUCGGUCAGAGGAGGGCAGAAACCGAGUCACACCGUUCAAGACGAUCUUUCGCAAACUCGUCCAAAAUACCAGGCGCCUCGAGUCCAUAUCGAUUGGUGUGGACAGGUCGUUGGCGGGAAUCGCGUUUGACGACUUGGAUGACGAGUAUGAUGAUCUUUACAUGAACGAUAUCGAAUUUGUGAAGGAUUGGUUGCCUAGGGUUUGUGAAGACUUGAGGUUUUUGUCUAUUUCAGAUUUUUGGCUUCAGUCUUGUUGGAGAAAGUCCGAGGUUUUGGCUUUGAUUUCUUCCUGCUGCCAUAGGCUUCUUGAACUUGAGGUGAAAAAUGCUUGGCUCUCAGUGGAUGGCCUAAAUCCUAUGCCCAGGCUUACUAGUUUGACAUUGGAAUUUGUAAGACUUGAAGACAAGGACCUAAACAAGGUUAAUGAAUGCUUCCCUUGUCUACAAGUUCUCAGUUUGGUCGGAGUUGGAGGACUUAAAGAACCAAAGAUUCAUCUCUUGCACCUUAAAACAUGUCUGUGGACAGUAUCAAAUGCUCCCCUUUCGCUGUCUAUAUUUGCACCCAACCUCGUUGAACUGAAACUUAAAUGUAUAAAACCAAAAUUCCUUGUUCUUGAAACUCCCUUGUUGUCCGAUUUCCAUCUUUCACUUGAGAAAGCAGGUAAUGUUAGAGUAAAAGAGUUUCUGAAUUUGCAGAACCUUCAGCUUGAAUCUUCAAGUUUUUGUAGCAUCAUUGAUGCAUUUCCUCUUGGUAAUACAAUUAAGAAGUUAAAGGUGGACUUGUUGAAAUCAACUGAGCCUGAGACAAUAAGAAAACUUGACCUGGGGGCAUUGUUCAAUGUCUUUCCAAAUGUGAACUCUCUUUCUUUGGGCCCCAGGGCUUGGUCAGAAGUGGAGACCUGCUUUCGCAAAGGAGGUUUAGAAAAUCGGACGGAAAUGAAGGAGCUUAAAGAAAUUAUGGCACACUUGGUGAUAGAUGAUAUUGAUGUGUCACUGUCAAUCAUAUACUGCAUUUUGGAUAAAUGCACCAACUUGUCUUCUUUGGCCUUGUUAAUCCACCGUGAAGUAGAUUCCAUCACUGCUAGCAAGUUCAUCUCUAGGUGUACAGUUGAUUAUCCACAAGUUAGAUGGAAAUGGGGAAUGUGGAAGGAAGGAACAGAAGACACUUGGCUCUCUGAUGACAUCUGAUUUUGCAUCUCGAUUCUAUGAGACGAAAAUGAAUGACGCUUCAUCUGUUAGAGCUGCUUUAUAUUUCAGCUUCUGGUAUCUGUAUUUUAGGAGUUUCAGUAGAAUUGAUUAGAGUAGUGUUCUGCAACCCUGAAUGCAUUACAAUUGGCUGAAUCACAGUUGACCUGGAAAGACCUAUGGAUUAUAUGGCCGUGAGAAUAAUCAAAUGCUUGGAGAAGGAAAUUGUAUUUGAUGAUUGGGAAGAUAUCUAGCCUCCUACCAGCAAUUAGAGAUAAUGGAUGCUUUCUUACUGGCUUUUUCAUAUACAUCUAUGUCCGAAACCCUCACGCACAGUGCAUCCUGCCUCUAAAGGAGCCAUAUGAAUGAUUCAACUGUAUGCCUCACUGUUAUUUGUUUGCAGUUUUUGCAGAGAGUGGAUGAAGAUAAAGGUAAAAAAGGAACCAAAAGGUUGUCGUAUUUCUGUACUUUUGUAUAGUUGUAUAUUUGUUAUAUAUUCCUAGUUAUUACCUUUCAUGUAGUUUUAUCAACAUACAAUGAAGAUGUUAUUUUGAUUGUAGCAAUUAUAUAUUAAAUACUGAAACAAUGUAAUCUUC
This is a messenger RNA of Pistacia vera, 1992 nucleotides long. Its product is annotated as F-box/LRR-repeat protein At4g29420. Bases 50 to 1399 code for a protein of 449 amino acids. The transcript is spliced from 2 exons. The record is from RefSeq and is a predicted model, not a curated record. Lineage: Eukaryota; Viridiplantae; Streptophyta; Magnoliopsida; Sapindales; Anacardiaceae. Gene Ontology annotation, molecular function: protein binding.